Messenger RNA from Miniopterus natalensis, 1071 nucleotides. RefSeq names its product chromosome 1 C4orf17 homolog (gene C1H4orf17). The record is from RefSeq and is a predicted model, not a curated record. NCBI's taxonomy places the organism in Eukaryota, Metazoa, Chordata, Mammalia, Chiroptera, Miniopteridae.
AUGAGCCUCAAAUCCCCAGCCUCUGCUCCUCAGCUUGAGAGCAAAGGCAGCCAUAGUAUGGCAAGAAAUGGAAGCUGUUUUCUAGUCAGGCACACCCCUCACCCCAGAAGGGUCUGCCACAUCAAAGGUUUGAAUAACAUCCCGAUCUGUACUGUGAAUGAUGAUGAUAACUCACUGGGAACGUUGUGGGAUGUUGGCCAGUUCAACCACUCAGAGAGGGACGAAAUACCAUUUGCCAAAUGCAGUCACCCACCCAGCACCGCAGCCCUGGAGAGCCCAGUCAGAGGAGUCUCACCGGCUCCAAACAGUGGCAAAGGGCAUCCCCCACCCCCGCGGCCUCAUUCUGAGCCCUGUAGAAAAGUCAAGGAGUGCUUCAAAACUUCCAAUGACAAUCCCUUUGUAAUUAAAAAGGAAAUUAAGGUAAAAAAUCCACCCUCACCUCCAAAGGCAUGCUCUACUGCGGGCUCUUGUUCUUCAGGGGUGAUGAGUGCCAAGCCUAACGUCAAAAACAACACUGUAUGCAUACCAAACUACCUGGAUCAGGAAAUCAAAAUUCUGGAAAAACUCUGUAACAUUUUACGUACUGAUUCUCUGGCCGAAGUUCUACAGUGGCUGCUUCACGCAAGUUCAAAAGAAAAAGAAUGGAUCUCAGCUUUGAUUCAUGCUGAGCUGGCUGAGGUCAACAUGUUGGCUCGCCCUUGGAGAAGCAGAGCCUCAGCAGAACCAGCAGCAGUGACUGGGAAGCCGACCAAAGUUAAAUCGCCCUCAUAUUCACCCUCAAAAUCAAAAGUGCUGACCAGACCUACAGAAGGACAUCAACUGACUAGAGUAUCAAGUCAAGGAUCUGAAGACAAUAAAGUGGUACCAAAAGAGGCUGAGCACAAGCCUCCAAUGUUUAUAAGAAGAAAUAAGAUGACAAUACCUGUUACAGAAUAUUUCAGCAAAUCAAAUUCUCCUCCUAGGCCUAAAACUCAGCAGAGCAUAUCAACAAAACCAAUGUCAGCAAGGAGUAUACAAGGAUACAAUCUCUCUCCCCAAAGAACAUUUUCUCCUCUAACAUACCAAAAGUAG